Molecule: messenger RNA, 2197 nt
Organism: Colius striatus (speckled mousebird)
Lineage: Eukaryota; Metazoa; Chordata; Aves; Coliiformes; Coliidae
Gene: RNF208
Product: ring finger protein 208
Exons: 1
Coding region: 5-802 (265 amino acids)
Biological process (GO): protein ubiquitination
Molecular function (GO): ubiquitin protein ligase activity
Source: RefSeq, a predicted model, not a curated record
CCUGAUGCAGGCGUCCCUCGGAGACCCCAGAGCAGUGGACAGUAAUGUGAAAACGAUACUCAUGUCGUGUCUGAAAGGGCAACAGGUCAUCAUUAAAAUGGAGGCGAUGAAGAUCAUCCACCCAGAGAAGUUUUCGGAGCUGCAGGCGUCGCAGCCACGCUACGCGCCGGCCCCGCGCCGGGAGCCUCCCCUCGUGGCCAAGCGCGCCUGGCCCUCCGAGUCCGAGAUCAUCGUCAACCAGGCGUGCGGGGACAUCCCCAGCCUGGACGCCACCCCCGGGCCCCUGCCGCUGCCCCGGACUCCCCCCCUGCCGCGGCGAGAGCGCGGGUACCAGAGCCAGCGGAAGGGCAGCUCGGAGGUCUGCUACCACCGGCAGCCGCCGUCGGACGAGGUGAUCGUCAACCAGUACGUGCUGCACCCCUCGACGCCCUGCGAGCCCCUCGAGUGCCCCACCUGCGGCCACAUGUACAACUUCACCAACAAGCGGCCCCGCAUCCUCUCCUGCCUGCACUCGGUGUGCGAGGAAUGCCUGCAGAUCCUCUACGAGUCCUGCCCCAAGUACAAGUUCAUCUCCUGCCCCACCUGCAAGCGGGAGACCGUCCUCUUCACCGACUACGGGCUGGCGGCUCUGGCCGUCAACACCAGUAUCCUCAACAGACUGCCGGCCGAGGCCCUGGCUGCCAACCCCGUGCAGUGGAGCAGCGACACCGACCGCAGCUGCUACCAGACCUUUCGCCAGUACUGCGGGGCCGCCUGCACCUGCCACAUCCGGAACCCGCUCUCCUCCUGCACCAUCAUGUGAGCCCCGGCAGCGGGCGGCCAGGCCCUUCUCUGCCGCCGGCACAGCCCAGGGACGCUCCGAUGCUCACCGAGGACGCGGGAGCAGCGUCCUCGCUGGCACUGACGGGGGACGAUGGGACCCCUCGCACCCUGAUGUGCCCAUGGAGAGGGACACGGGGAUGGGAAAGCACAUCUAUGUACCAGAGCAUCCAGGGGCUCUGGCUGCCCUGGGUCCUGCGCCAGAUGCCCCGCUGUGCAUCGAGCAUCUCGCCACCCUCCUUCCCUGGACUCCUUCUCCCUCCGUUCUUCCCGUGGCUCCUGAGAGUGGACGCUGGGUCCUGACCGGAGCGGCACCGUCCCCAUCGCCCUGCGGCUGCCGGCAGUGGCACGAGGAGCCCUGGAGACGCACGGUGCCCCGCUGGGUUCCCCUCCUGGCACGGGAGACAAGGACAGAUCCCUGGCUGCUCCCCCUCCCACCUCUUCUCUGUAAGUUAUUUGCCAAAGCUUUCAUCUCAGCGGCCAAGCUGCCAUGUGCCCAAGGUCUUGUAGCCAUGCCAAGCCACCGCACCGGCCCCUGGGCUGCGAGCAGCCCCGCAGCCCGUUUCCUCUGCAGGCCCUUGAGGAAAGCUCCACUUUAUCCUCGUUUUGGAGGAUUCUCAUUUUUCCCCCACCCCGUUCCCCGGCCGCCUCAUCCCAGGUUACUUGUUCACAAAGGCAUUGAGCUGUGCCCGUUCUCUGCUGCUCCUGCCUGGGGGCCCUGCACCGAUGCCCCGUGGGGGCGGCUCAGAGGUGCAGCGUGGGGUCCUGGAUCUCAUAUCGCUGGCUCCAGCGAGGGGAUUUGGCUGGGCAGCAGGGCAAAGGUUUCACUCCUACCCACAGCUCCUUCCCUGAAGCUGCACCUCUGCUCUGACCCCUAUGAGGAAGGACUGGCAGGGCAGCAGCCCCCUGUGCACUGUCUUUCUUUCUGCAGGGCACCUGAAGGGGUGAGUCUGCUGCCAAAAAAGAAAAAAUGAUCAAUAAGAAACCUAAAACAAACAAAGCCAUAAUUUGCAGGUGCUCCUGCGGGGCUGAGCACCACAGCCUGGCACAGCUGUGGCACCGGGGGCACGCGCUGCCCAGUCCCCAGGCACGGGGGCUGGGUGAGCCAGAGGGGCUCCAAACACACCGUGAGAAAAGGGCAGCCCCAGCUCCGGGCAAAGCCUGGCAUCCAUCCUGGGAGAGGGGCUGAGCGUGCCCCCCACUCACCCCGAGGAGCGGCCCCGGUGCCACCCCGCUGCCGGCAGAGAACGGGGGCCGAUAGCGUUUCUGUGUUGCUCUGCCAAUGCCUCCUGCUGCUGGUUGUGACGAUGAUCAUGUUUUAUACCCGGCCUUGUUCUGCCCCCCAUCGGUCUCCCCAAUAAAGGUUAUAUUGGAACGA